Messenger RNA from Erigeron canadensis, 2070 nucleotides. RefSeq lists its product as uncharacterized. The transcript has 2 exons. Lineage: Eukaryota; Viridiplantae; Streptophyta; Magnoliopsida; Asterales; Asteraceae. Bases 201 to 1865 code for a protein of 554 amino acids. Gene Ontology annotation, biological process: sesquiterpene biosynthetic process. Gene Ontology annotation, molecular function: cyclase activity. The record is from RefSeq and is a predicted model, not a curated record.
AUCAUCUUCACAUAUUAUUAUUGUUCUUUAACACAAAAAGUAGAAAGCUCUUUUAUUUUCAUGGAAUUGAAGAUGAAUUUUUGAGUUCUUCUUUUUCGUUUCCUUCAGGUUGAUAUGAGCUUGUAUUUAUCUCGGAUAUAGAACGCUGCCACCAUUGAUUUUGAAACUCGACGAUAUUGGGUAUUUGGGAUUAGGUUACAAUGUCUUCAAAUGAUAAUGGUGGAAUUACAGACGAUAAAGUUAAUGGAAGUAAAAUCAAGACUCGUGCUCCUUUGCACAUAGAAACUUCUAGGAGGGGAUUUCUUAAGGACGCGGAUGCUCAAACUCCUAGUGAUGGUGGCGUGAUAAGCAGGACGCCAAGUUUUCUUGUUUUUGGUAAUCUAGGUACACCGACUGCAAAGUUCCAACGGAUUGCCCAAGAUAGAGAUCAAUUUUCACGUACUGUACCUUCUAGCAAAAGCCAAGCAAUUCGAGAUCGCCUUUCUAGAGUUUUCUCCAAGAAGAUUGAUUGGGUGUCUCUUCAAAAACUAGCUAAAGAAUGGAUAAGAAACCCAAUGAAUAUGGUUCUGUUGAUCUGGGUUUUAGCCGUUGCUGUGUCGGGUGCGAUACUUUUUCUUGUUAUGACGGGUAUGUUGAACCAGGCCCUUCCGAAAAAAACUGAUAGAGAUGCAUGGUUUGAAGUUAAUAAUCAAAUUCUGAAUGCGCUCUUUACUCUCAUGUGUCUGUACCAACAUCCACAACGGCUUUAUCACCUUGUGCUCCUGUUAAGAUGGAAAUCAGAAGAUGUUUCUAAAUUAAGAAAGAUAUACUGCAAAGAUGGAACUUAUAAACCUCAUGAAUGGGCACACAUGUUGGUUGUUAUCUUACUUCUCAACUUAAAUUGUUUUGCACAAUAUGCUUUGUGUGGUCUAAAUGUUGGAUACAGGAGAUCAGAGAGACCUGCCAUAGGGGUGGCGAUAACAAUUUCUGUAGCAAUUGGCGCCCCUGCAAUAGCUGGCGUAUAUAGUGUUCUCAGCCCUCUGGGGAAAGACUAUGAUACGGCUACUUCUGAUGAAGAGUCUCAACUUAAACAAGAUAACGCUAGUAGCAGCGGGACAAGUCAACCAAGGGUCAAAUCUUUUGAAAGAAGAUUCUCAUUCACUCCACGAGAUGAAGGAAUUGUUGAAACUAGUCCAAAAUGGAGUGGGGGUAUAUUUGACUUUUGGCAGGAUAUUUCUCUAGCAUAUCUCUCGCUAUUUUGUAGUUUUUGCGUUUUUGGAUGGAAUAUGGAGAGACUUGGAUUUGGUAACAUGUACGUUCAUAUAGCAACAUUUCUUUUAUUUUGUUUGGCACCUUUUUGGAUAUUUAAUUUGGCUGCCGUUAAUAUCGACAAUGAGACUGCACGAGAGGCAUUGGGGGUUACCGGGAUAUUUCUGUGUGUAUUUGGUUUGCUUUAUGGUGGCUUUUGGAGAAUUCAAAUGAGAAAAAGAUUCAAUCUUCCUCCAUCUGAGUCCUGUUGUGGUAGACCUGCUGUUGCUGAUUGUGCAUCUUGGCUCUUUUGUUGCUGGUGUACACUUGCUCAGGAAGUCCGCACUGGUAAUUUGUAUGACAUCAAGGAAGAAAAGUUUUACAAGAAACCUGGGGACGAGACUCGUGAUAUUCCUAUAUCAACUUUGCCACAAAAAGAAGAAUUUGAUUUCAGAUCUGGUCAGAGUUCUCCACCUCAUAAUGUCUCGUUGCCGUACAAAUCCAAAUCACCAAGUCCUAGCAGGUUUCAACUGGAACAUCAAAAUGUAUCGGUAGUGGAAGAAGAUUCUCGUUCAAGAGAUAACGAUGUAACUUUGGACCCACCUGUUCCAUCUGUUAUACAUCGAGAAGCCAACUGAAAGUUUUAAGCUGAAAUAACAUUUGAUCUGUAAGUUUUUUGAGCAUACGCGUAUCUUUUUUCCCCUGUAUUUGAGAUUUUGCUUUUCUGUUCUGUAAAGUUCAUCUUUUUCUUACAUUUUCUGCUUGUUGUAUUCUCAACUUUUCAAUGGUGACAUAUAUCAGGAAACACUAUCUGAAUGUGAAGUUUUAAGUAUUUAAGAUGAA